AUGGAGCUCACUAAUAAAGGUCCGAAGGCUUGCACGACAUGUGCAAAGGCCAAGGCGCGGUGCAUUCCCGGCCCGGAGAGGAGCAGCAAGUGUGAAAGGUGCCAGAGACUAAACAAGGAAUGCGUCUCGCAGCGGCCCGCCCCGCCCCGAGCCAAAAAGGCGCCGAAGAGAUCCAGGGUGGCCGAGCUGGAGAAGCGAUUGGACGAGCUGUCGUCGCAGUUUGUCGAUGGAGUCGUUGCUGUAAACCCCAGCAGGCCCAAGCAGCCGUCGUCGUCGUUGUCGACGGGGCCGGAGUCGCGGCGGCAGAAGACCAAAUGUGAUAGCAUUGUCACGUUUGAGUAUCUGUUCCCGUCGCCGAGGUCAGAGAGUGCCGAGGCUUCGGGGUGGAGCUCCGAGGCCGGGAGUAACGACUAUGUUAAGGUUGAUCGGCUGUGGCCCGAUGCGGCGGAGGCGGAGGCUUUGCUGCUUCAGUUUCAUGAUACGCAUGCGCCCUUGGCACCGUUUGUGGUUGUGCCGAAGCAUUUGACGGCGGCGGAGCUGCGUCGACAGAGGCCGUUUUUGUGGAGCGUGGUGAUGAUGGUGAGCUGCUUCGUUGAUGGGCCGAGACAGCAUCGGUUGGGAAAGGAGGUGAUGACUGAGCUGGGGAGGUUAAUGGUGAUGGAAGGGAGUAAGAGACUUGAGACUCUACAGGGUCUGUUGCUGAUAAUCGGCUGGCACAACUUUGCUUUGAGGAGUGCACAGUUGACCAAUCUACUCUUCCUCGCAAGAUCGAUGAGUGUAAAUACAGCCAACACCGGAUGCCUAUGUGGCGCCACCGGCCCUACCAGCAAAGACGAGAUCAGAUGGGGAGAACUGGAAUACGCACGAGCAUACGUGGGGACAUACUACGUCAACGCCAUCGUCUUCAACACGAACAAAAAGGCAGAUGCUUUUAUAAACACUUCACAACUGGACAAUUUCUGCAACAUGCUUACUUCGCCAGGAGAAUAUCCCUCUGAUAUAUACUUGGCGAAGCUGGUCAAGAUACAGAUGCUGUCGCAGUCAAUAUCUAUGGCCAUGACGUUUGAUCCUACGCAGCCGCAGCCGAUGCAGCUGCCCCUGACGAUGGUGAUACAGACGUUUCAGGAGCAGAUUGAUGCAUAUCGGGCAUCGUUACCAGCUCAUCUUGUUGAUAAUGGCAAGUUCUUUUCAUUCCCUUUCUCUUAUUCUUUUAACAGCACCAUCCAAUGCCACAUGGCCAUAUCAGAAAUUCUCCUCGCCGACAUGUCCAUCUCCGACUCCCACUGCUCCUCAGUCGGCCUCCCACUCGAAGACCGCAUCCAACUCCUCUGGUCCUGCCUCCGUGCCCUCCGCCGCUUCUACACCGCCCACGCAGCCGUCAAGUGCUGCGACCUCAGCGACAAGGAGCAGCGCAACUUCCUCGGCCUCAACGCCUCGGAUCUCGCCUACGCCAUCAUCACGGGCAUCAAAAUGCUCAUCAUACGGCUUCCCGGGUGGGACCCCAGGUAUAUCGUCUCCGAGCUGGGCAUCAGGGAGAUGCUGGAUCGGGAGGUUGAGGUCGUGGGCGCGGUCGUAGCGCGGAGGGAGAGCGAUCGUUGGAUGGAGGAGGAUCCGUUAGAUAGGAUGUACAAAUUGUUAAAAUACGGUAGGGAUUUGGUGGAUUUGCAGCUGCAGAAAUUGGGGAUGGAGAUGGAUGUGAGGAGCAGUAGUGAUUCUGCGUCUUUGUCGCCGCCGUCUGUGGUGAAUAAGAGGGAGGAUGGGCCGGGGUGGAUGAUGAUGGGGAUGGAGGAUUUGGAUGAUGACUUGUGGCAGAGCUUUAUGAAUGAUACGGCGUGGAGCUUGAAUGGGGAGCCGAUGGUGAUGGAUGCGUUUUAA
Trichoderma harzianum CBS 226.95 is the source of this 1875-nucleotide messenger RNA. RefSeq lists its product as hypothetical. The transcript is spliced from 6 exons. Gene Ontology annotation, cellular component: nucleus. The record is from RefSeq and is a predicted model, not a curated record. NCBI's taxonomy places the organism in Eukaryota, Fungi, Ascomycota, Sordariomycetes, Hypocreales, Hypocreaceae. Gene Ontology annotation, molecular function: zinc ion binding; DNA-binding transcription factor activity, RNA polymerase II-specific; transcription cis-regulatory region binding. The coding region runs from base 1 to 1875 and encodes 624 amino acids. Gene Ontology annotation, biological process: regulation of DNA-templated transcription.